GAUUAUUUUUACGAGUGUUACAAUGGAAGUAACGUGGAAUAAAGUAGAAUCGGAUAACUGUCCAAGUCCACGAGAAGGUCAAUGUUCGUGUGUAACUGAAGAUUCCAUGUACGUUUUCGGAGGUGUUGCACAUACAGAGUCGCAUGCAGAUGAACUCAUGGAAACAAACGAACUGAUCAAGUUUUCCUUUGCAAAAAAUAAAUGGGAGAAGGUCGUUUUUAAUGGAGAACCCCCUGCAGCCCGUACUGGUGGCAGUCUGGUAGCUGUGGACAACUGUUUGUACCUGUUUGGUGGACUGAGUCAUUCUACUGGGUGGUUUAAUGAUCUUUUCAAGUUUGAUAUAAGUACUAACACUUGGUCACCUGUUGAUGCAGAGGGAACAUUCCCAAGUCCCCGUGACAAGUUGCAGGGUGUAGCUGUGGGUCAGUGGAUUUACUACUUCGGAGGGUUCGGUCCUAAAGCUGGAGACUUGGACGACGAGGAUGAUGAAGAGUGGGAAGAGGAAGAAAGUGAUGAACUGCCGACAGAUCAGUCAGGAGCAGAUUUUGGCUGGUUCAACGAUCUUCAUAUCUUUGACACAGUUAGUAAGAAGUGGACACACCCAAUGCAGAUGAAUCUUGGUGUGCCCACUGCCCGAGCUGCACAUGUGAUGUGUGCUGUAGACAAACAGAUUGUCAUAUUUGGAGGAAGGGAUAUAGAGGCUCGACAAAAUGAUAUACACAUUUUUAAUACAGAAACAAGAAAGUGGGACACAGAAAUGAAAACAAAAGGACAAAAGCCAGAACCAAGGUCAUUUCAUGCUGCUGUCUCCGUUGGAAGUAAACUGGUUGUCAUUGGGGGAAGAGGGACAGAGAACCAACAUUUUGCUGAUGUCCAUGUUUUUGAUUGUGAAUCCAAAACUUGGACCCAGGUGAAACAGAAUGGGACAGUUCCUGAGGGGAGAAGCCAGCAAUCCCUGGGGGUAAUUGGGGACAAAGUGAUAAUGUAUGGAGGAACAGCUGAUUUCUGUCCAGAGAUCAAUGCAUGUCAGAGAUUCUUCACAGACACCUAUACAUUUAAUACAGGUGAUAUAACCAAAACACAGUUACAAAAUGGAAACCAUUCAUAGCAACAUAUUUUGAUCUUUGUUUAUAUGAAUUAAGUAUAAAAUUAAAACAAAGUUUAAUGUA
This is a messenger RNA of Saccostrea echinata, 1169 nucleotides long. Its product is annotated as kelch domain-containing protein 1-like. The record is from RefSeq and is a predicted model, not a curated record. NCBI's taxonomy places the organism in Eukaryota, Metazoa, Mollusca, Bivalvia, Ostreida, Ostreidae. The transcript is spliced from 8 exons. Bases 23 to 1108 code for a protein of 361 amino acids. Gene Ontology annotation, molecular function: protein binding.